Molecule: messenger RNA, 881 nt
Organism: Pocillopora meandrina
Lineage: Eukaryota; Metazoa; Cnidaria; Anthozoa; Scleractinia; Pocilloporidae
Source: the annotation of a GenBank genome assembly
AUGAGCAGUUUAAGAUCAAAGGUAGGAACAGUAAUCCAAAUUUGGCAUAGUUAAGACAGUUUUGAUCCAAUGAGCAAUAGAACUGUCUUUUUCUGGGUUUUGAAAGAUAAGGAUGUUUCUUGUUUAAAUUCAAAAAAGAACGUUUCUAACUUGAUGGUGACAAGUGAACUAAAAAUGGGACAAAGAAUUGCAACCACAUCGUUUGCAGACAAUUUUUUUUACAAGGAGUGAGGGGGUGGGGGAGAGGAUGGUAGAAUAUUGGAAUCUCCAGAAGGUGUGCAAUUGAAACCCAGUAGUAACCCUUACCCUGUACUGAACCAGAACAACGCAGACUUGCACCGUUUCCUGAACUUCAGAUUCCCUUCUUAACCCCUUACACCCUAACAUCAUUAUGCAUGCUUUCCAUACUAUUCUCUAUACAGUUCCCAAGGUGCUGACAAGGAGAAUAUGUUUAACAAUCGAGAGCUUCUUUAGUUGGUGAUCAUUUCCUUUACUCUCACGACCUUAGUGUUUGAUUUAAGGGUGAUAUUGUCAAGAGAAAAAACAAUUAGAUGUUACUGACUCUAAUGGGUCAAAGGAUCAAAGUAACAUCAUAGAUAUGGAUUGGAUCAAGGGAUCUCCUGGAUUGGGAAAUCAUGCCGCAAAUUGUCAUUGCAAUGCCUCUCACCAGUAUAAUGUUUUUCUUGGCACCAUUACACCAGGUGUUGUCUUGCUACCGGUCACUUCACAGGACGCGGCUUAAAGUUUUCAGAGAUGACAGUUUUGCUUUAGAGGCUGGAAAACAGAGGAUAAGAACUGAAUUUCUAAAGCACAAAAAUGAGACAGAUCCAGCAAAAUUGCUGAACUUAUUCAAAUGGCAGAGGGUGCAGAGAAGGUCCUGA